Molecule: messenger RNA, 1641 nt
Organism: Lodderomyces orthopsilosis Co 90-125
Lineage: Eukaryota; Fungi; Ascomycota; Pichiomycetes; Serinales; Debaryomycetaceae
Exons: 1
Coding region: 1-1641 (546 amino acids)
Molecular function (GO): guanyl-nucleotide exchange factor activity
Source: RefSeq, a predicted model, not a curated record
AUGACUACGCAAGAGAUGCCAGGUACACGAACAUUGCCUCUUUAUUUAACAAAAGAGCACAAGGAUUAUUUCAAACAAGAGUUGACUAUUGGUCCCAAAACACAAGCACGAUCAAGUAGAUUGACUCCACUAAGCUUCAAAUUGAACGAAGCAAAAUCACCAUUACCUACUUAUAAUCCAUUAUCAAGUCCAACGGUUGACAACACUACGCCAGAAGCCCAUGUUAGAUUCUCACCAGAAGUUGACCGACCCAAGGAAGAAUUGGUUAGAAGAGUGGAAGAGAUUAUUCAAACCGAAGCUAGUUAUGUCUCCCAUUGUAGCAACUUGAUGAUACAAUAUUUAUCCAAUUUACAACAUUUUCAAAUGGAACUCCCAGCCGCAGUACUCAUCACAAAAGAGUGUGUGCAAGCCCUCAUUGAAAUUCAUAGACCAUUGUUACAGGAAAUGACCAGUAUAAGGAGUAAAAAUCAGAGUAUAAUUGAUCAAUGUAACAAGAUCGCAAAGUCUAUAGCCAAGUCGGGAGUUUCUGUUUUCUGGUACAGCUUGUAUUGCACACAUUACGAUCAAUUGGUUCCAUUUGAACUAUUUAUUGAAAAUGAAAAGGAAAUCAAGAAUCAAGGGGAUACACCACUGAUGAAAUCAUUCUUUUUGGGAAUCAAAAACUUUUUAGAAGGUCAACAAGUUGCAAUCAAACGCAAGGACUUAUCGUUCAUGUCAUUAUGCCAAAGACCAGUGGAUAGAAUAGUCAAGUACAAGCUUUUCAUCAAAGGAAUGAAGAAUACGUUUGCUGAAUUGGGUGAAGAUACAACCACUUUGGAAAAAGCAUUUGAGUUGAUUUCGCAACAAUUGACUGAAAUUGAUGAAUCAAGAAUAUCUAUGCAAGAAAAUAGACAAUUGAAUUUGUUGGUAAACUUUGCUGGACCUGAAACUAAUCCCUUGUAUCAGAGAUUGAAUCUUGAAGCCAAUUUCUUUGGCAAUCCAGUAGCUAUUGGGUUUGCUUCAGUAAUAUUUGUAAAGAGUUCAAAACCAGAAAUGAUUUAUUCCCCAAUCGUUCUUUAUAAAGCACACCUUGUCAUUCUUGAAUAUAAUCAAGUGAUUAAUCGACACACCCCCGGAAAGUAUAAGCCAAAAUUCAUCAUUCCCUUACUGAAUACUUCAAUGGUUAAAGAAUUCAGGCAUGGAUUGCUGGUUAAUCAGUCUACAAAUAUCAAAUUACAAUUCAGAUCUUGUUCAAAUCAAUAUCAAGUGGUAUUGUGCUUUUUAUCUUUCGAAGAGUUUGAAUUUUGGAAAGUAAAAUUUGAUCUUUUGAUAAAUGUUACCCACCAAGGGUCUUGUGAAUACAAACUGGCGACUGACCACUUAUUCUGCCUUACUCCCAAGUAUUUAACUCCAUGUUGGAAAGACGAAUAUGAUAACUCAGAAGAUAUUAACCACUAUGCUGCCUCACAAUUAUCCAUACAGGUUAAGUUUCGUAUUGACUUAUGUCUCAAGAAUAAAGUUCAUGUAAAGUAUGAAGAAUUAUCCCCUGGACCGAAAUACACUGUUAUGCUAUGGCUUAUUGACGUAUACAACAGUGAACGUCACUUUAAACAGAUUGCAAGUAAAGAAAUCCCGUUUCAUACAUGCACUAGAACUAAAUGA